AGCUCCAUUUCCACCUCAUUUUCCAAUUUGGGAUCCAGAAACCGCAUACCUCUCUUCUUCCUACCGUUCUCGAUGGCGCAUGCGCUCGUGUCGACACUCACCGUGGUCGUUGCCUUAUUCGGCAGCGCCCUUCUAACGCUCACCGUCGAUGCUCAUCAACUGAUUCUGGAGCCCGAGCCUAUCUGGAAGCCCGGUAUUAAUGACCGAGACACCAGGUGGAGACCCCUUGCCUUCCUGGAGUCCCAGGGCUUCCCGUGUCAGGCAGACUUCAAUGGCUGGCGUGCUCAAAGUGGCUACAAGAAUUUGCGCGACUUCAUGGAUCGAGCUAAAUACACGACCUCGGUCACGCCAGGCGCUGAUCAAACCUGUGGCUUAACCGAGCUGAAAGGCCCACCGCGACCCAUUCCGAAGGAUGGCAUGAUGAAGUCAACGGGCUACACGCAUGACGGUCCGUGCGCUGUUUACCUCGAUGACGAGCUAGUUCUGGAGUACGACAACUGUCACGAGAAGCUCCCUGGCAAGUCAUACAAGAUUGACUACUCGUCCUGCGAAAAGAAAGGUGGCUGUACGCUUUAUUGGUUCUGGUUGGGAAUCCGCUUUGUAAAGAGCCGCUGGUCCUGGCAAGUUUACAAGGAGUGCGUCCCGCUAACGGCUGGAGACAGUGGCAACGGAGGCAACGGCGACCAUGGCGGUAACGGCAAUAAAGGUGGCAACGGCGGCAAUGGCGAUCAUGGUGGCAACGGUAAUCAAGAUGGCAAUGGUGGCCAUGGUGGCUGGCCAGGACAGCACCAAGAACGAAAGGACCACAUGCAGCUGCGGAUGUAGCCGCUCAACAAGCAUGAGUCUCUCAACUUUUGGUGCCAGUGCUGACGUUCUUGCUUUACAUCAGGUCAUGAAACUCAACCCAGAUCAUAAUGAAUGUUUGCGUUUUAUUCACGAAA
Messenger RNA from Phytophthora nicotianae INRA-310, 941 nucleotides. RefSeq lists its product as hypothetical. The transcript has a single exon. Lineage: Eukaryota; Oomycota; Peronosporomycetes; Peronosporales; Peronosporaceae. The record is from RefSeq and is a predicted model, not a curated record. Bases 73 to 825 code for a protein of 250 amino acids.